Molecule: messenger RNA, 3527 nt
Organism: Maniola jurtina (meadow brown)
Lineage: Eukaryota; Metazoa; Arthropoda; Insecta; Lepidoptera; Nymphalidae
Gene: msk
Product: importin-7
Exons: 14
Coding region: 100-3237 (1045 amino acids)
Biological process (GO): protein import into nucleus
Cellular component (GO): cytosol; nuclear envelope
Molecular function (GO): small GTPase binding
Source: RefSeq, a predicted model, not a curated record
UGCCCUUUCUAUCCACGCCCGGUGGUGGCGGCUUAGUGGCGGCUUGAGCCAUCAGAAUUUUUUAAAUAUACCCUGCAGUUUAAUGUUAAUUACGAAAAAAUGGAUACAAGGGAGCUGACGGAAAUAUUGCGCGCAACUAUUGACCCAAAUCAGAGACAGCAAGCAGAAGAACAACUCGCUCGGAUACAUAAAAUUAUUGGGUUUGCACCAUCAUUGCUGCAAGGGGUUAUGCUAAAUGAUGUUCCACUACCAGUGAGACAGGCUGGUGUUAUUUAUUUAAAGAACCUAGUUACAUCGGGAUGGCAGGAAAAAGAAGCAGAAGAUGGAGAACCAAUUCCAUUUAGCAUACAUGAACAGGAUCGCGCUAUGGUCAGAGACAUGAUAGUGGAUGCAAUUGUACAAGCUCCAGAUAUCAUACGAGUGCAGCUUUGUGUUUGUCUCAAGACUAUGAUUAAACAUGAUUUUCCGUCUCGGUGGCCUCAAAUCGUUGAUAAAAUCCACAUUUACUUGCAAAACCAUGAACCCAAUAGUUGGAUGGGAGCUCUGUUAUGUUUGUACCAGUUAAUUAAAAGCUACGAGUACCAUGCGGCAGAAAAAAGAGGCCCUCUUAUUGAAGCUAUGAACUUGUUGUUGCCUAUGAUGUAUAAUCUAAUAGUGAACCUUCAAGCUGAUCAAUCCGUAGAAUCUGUGCUUAUACAAAAACAAAUACUCAAAUGUUUUUAUGGAUUAAUAAAAUAUAUUUUACCUCUGGGCUUGAUCACCAAUGAGGUGUUUACCAAGUGGAUGGAGGUGUUGAGAUCGGUCAUGGAGCAGCCUAUUCCAGAGCAUACUUUACAAGUUGAGGAGGAUGAACGCAUGGAGCUACCUUGGUGGAAGUGCAAGAAAUGGGCAGUGCACACUUUAUACAGAUUAUUUGAAAGGUAUGGAAGUCCAGUUAACGCUCGUGAGGAAUAUGUCCAGUUUGCAGAGUGGUAUUUAACGACCUUCACAGGGGGAAUUUUAGAGGUUUUACUUAAAAUCCUGGAUCAGUACAGGCAAAAAGUAUACAUAUCGCCAAGAGUGCUGCAACAAACUAUAAGUUACAUAGACCAGUGCGUUAGCCAUGCACACUCGUGGAAAUUGUUAAAACCUCAUAUGUUUGCCAUCAUACAAGAUGUACUAUUUCCACUUAUGUCCUACUCGGAGGCUGAUGAGGAGCUAUGGUUCAGUGAUCCCCAUGAGUAUAUACGCAUCAAAUUCGAUAUUUUCGAAGAUUUCGUCUCUCCUGUAACUGCUGCACAAUCACUGCUUAUGUCAUGCUGCAAAAAGCGAAAGGAUAUGUUAGAAAGAACAAUGCACCUUUGCAUGCAAGUGCUGACAAGUCAAGGUGGAGAAUAUGGGCCACGACAGAGAGAUGGAGCUUUGCAUAUGGUGGGAACCUUAAACGAUAUCCUUAUAAAGAAAAAAUUCUACAAGGAUGAAAUUGAUUCUUUGCUUAGUCAAUAUGUUUUCCCAGAAUUUCAUAGUCAAUUAGGUUACAUGAGAGCAAGGGCUUGUUGGGUUCUGCACUGUUUUGCCGGCGUUCGCUUCAAAAGUGAACCACUACUGGUAGAAGCUGUCCGUCUCACUGUGAAUGCUCUGCUAAAUGAUUCAGAUUUACCUGUCAAAGUAGAAGCAGCGAUCGCACUUCAAAUGCUGUUAACAUCUCAAGAAAAAGUACACAAAUUAUUAGGACCACAAGUUAAAGCUGUCACAACAGAGCUACUUAAAGUGAUUCGUGAAACAGAAAAUGAUAAUAUCGCAAAUGUACUGCAAAAGAUUGUGCCACUGUACACCGAAGAACUGAUGCCAAUGGCUUAUGAGAUCAUGGAUCAUUUAGCGACAACCUUCAGUAAUGUCAUUGAAACUGAUUCUGGAACAGACGAAAAAGCCAUUACAGCUAUGGGUCUACUUAACACAAUGCAAACAGUGCUAAAUGUCAUGGAGGACAAUCCUGAAAUAAUGGCGCAGUUAGAAAAAACUGUUUUACAUGUUGUUGGACACAUUCUUCAUCACAAUAUUAUAGAGUACUAUGAAGAAGCCAUGACCUUGUUAUGUAAUUUAACUGCAAAAACAAUAUCAGAAGAUAUGUGGAAAGUGCUACAGAUGUUGUAUCAGGUGUUUGAAAAGGAAGGAUAUGAUUAUUUCACGGAUAUGAUGCCUGUCCUCCACAACUACAUAACCAUAGACACGAAUGCCUUUCUUUCAAACGAGAAUCACAUAUUAGCUAUGUUCAACAUGGCCAAAGCGGUCCUUAACUCUGACGCGGAAGACGAAUCGGAGGUUUAUGCAGCGAAACUUCUUGAAGUAAUUGUUUUACAAUGCUCAGGGAAAAUAGACAACUGUUUACGGUCAUUUGUUGAGCUUGUUCUUAGCAGGCUGACGAGAAAGGUCAAGACUUCAGAACUUAGAACUAUGUUACUACAGGUGCUGAUCGCUAUCUUGUACUGCAAUCCACACCUGCUGUUCACGAUCCUCGAAAGUCUUCAAGAAUCUGUGCCUAAUGCGUCCAUUACUCAACACUUUAUUAAACAGUGGAUUCACGACACAGACUGUUUUAUGGGGUUACAUGAUAGAAAAUUAUGUGUGCUAGGCAUUUGCACCCUCCUCGAAAUGGGUCCUCAGAGGCCAAACCUUGACGAGAUUUUGCCGAAAAUUCUUCCCUCGUGCUUAGUACUGUUUGAUGGUUUAAAGCGCGCUUACGAAGCGCGGGCUGAAGCCGAUGAAGACACGUCGUCCGAGGAAGAUGACGCGGAUGAUGACGAAGAGGUCUUAUCGAGUGACGACGACGACAUUGAUCAAAUGAACAGCGAAUAUCUCGAAAACCUCGCGAGAAUGGCGACAAAAAACAGCACUCAACAAGGCAUCAACAUGACAGCUAAGAUUGAAGAAUACGACAGUGAUGAUGAUGAAGAUGAUUUCGAACCAGAUGAAACUGCUAUUGAGUGCUACACAACACCGCUAGAUGAAAACGACUGUACUGUCGAUGAAUAUAUCAAAUUCAAAAACACAUUAUCAACUUUGUCUACAAGCGAGCCUGCCCUGUACCAUGCACUGACUAGCGUCUUAUCAGAACAACAACAGAAACAAUUAAAUGCUAUAUUUGUUUUGGCCGACCAACGCAAAGCUCAACAAGAUAGCAAACGCAUUGAACAAAGUGGUGGUUAUUCGUUUACUGUUCCAGCGCAAGUACCAACCACAUUUAAAUUUGGUUCAUAAUUAUUUAAUGUAGAACUUAAAAAGUGACGCAAUCGGAAUACUUGUGAAUAAAAAAUCAAAUCUAUCAUUAACAGCAAUAGAUGAAAUCCCAUAAAUAAUGAAAUAAAAAUUUUACAUUUUUUAUAUUUAACUUAAUUUUAAAAUGUUAUACCAGAUGCGUCGAAAUUAUUUUAAAAUGAGAUAUAUUAUUUAAGAAUGGAAUGUGAAUGGAAAGUUUUAAUAAUUAAAUAUAAUUAUGAAAACUUUCCCUUGAUUUUUAAAUUUGUUUAAUGUAAUUUUUUGUGUAACGU